Hypanus sabinus (Atlantic stingray) is the source of this 8236-nucleotide messenger RNA. Its product is annotated as cyclin-dependent kinase 18-like. Gene Ontology annotation, cellular component: nucleus; cytoplasm. The coding region runs from base 679 to 2181 and encodes 500 amino acids. Gene Ontology annotation, biological process: protein phosphorylation. Lineage: Eukaryota; Metazoa; Chordata; Chondrichthyes; Myliobatiformes; Dasyatidae. The transcript is spliced from 17 exons. The record is from RefSeq and is a predicted model, not a curated record. Gene Ontology annotation, molecular function: ATP binding; protein kinase activity.
GAUAAAACUAUCCCAAAGGAACAGUGCACAUGACUUGUGAGGGAACGUUAUCGAAUAGCUCAGGGAGUGACAGGAGGCUAGAUCAAACAGCUGGGGAAUGUAUGUGGAGAGAGAGUGAGACAGAGAAAGAGAGAGACAGAGAGAGAGAGGGAAGAGAGGAGAGGAUAGAGAGAGAGUGAGAGAGGACAGAGAGAGAGUGAGAAAGAGAAAGAGAGAGAGAGGGAGACAGACAGAGACAGAGACAGAAAGAGAGAGAAGAGAGACAGGCAGAGAAGAGAGGAGGGGAGGGAGGGAGCGAGAGAAACAGAUAGACAGACAGACAGGACAGAAGCAGAGAGAGAACAGAGAGGAGAGAAGAGGAGAGCAGAGGAGAGGAGGAGAGGAGAGAGGUGGAGAGGGACGGGGAGAGAGAAAGAGAGAGAGAGGAGAGAGAGAGAGAGAGAGAGAGAGAGAGAGAGAAGGGGGCGGAGCAGGACUAAUAUUGGAGCCUAUGUCGAUGAGAUCUCUGUUCUCAUCAGACCAUGAAGUAUGUGUGCGUAUGAUGCUCGCUGAAGGAAGCUCCCAGGCAGUUUAAAUCCAGUGUCACUGAACCAGAACUCGCUGCAAUCCAGUCUCUUCUUGUUAAAGUCUGGUGUAACAGAGAACAAGAAUGUCCCUGUUUAAAGAAAGAAAGCUUUCAUGACCUUGGGAUCUGCUGUGAGGAUCAUCGGGGUCUCUCUUCCAACCAUCCAAAAUAUUUAUCAAGAGCGCUGGCCACAUAGAUUGGAAGAAGGAAUAAAUAAAAUGAAGAAGUUUAAGCGUCGAUUCUCACUGUCGGCCCACAGAACAGAAACCAUCGAGGAGUCGCUUGCCGAAUUUCAGGAACAGAUCACUAACCAGAUAAACAACAGGAAGAAUGACAAUAUUGCACGCGAAAAUCUUCCACUGACGUUGAACGUGCACUCGGACAGAGUUGCACCAGAGAGUGUCCGUUCACCAAAUUUGCUGCACUACAGGAACAAUCGGCAGCGCAGGUUCUCAAUGGAGGACCUGGGCAAGAGGCUGUCACUCCCGAUGGACAUCAGGCUCCCGGAGGAAUUCCUACAGAGACUGCGACUGGAGAGCCCAUCCCUCCCCAAAGCUCAGAGCAGGAACUCCCGCAGAGUCUCUUUGUCGGACAUUGGAUUUGGGAAGCUGGAGACUUACGUCAAGCUGGACAAGCUAGGAGAGGGAACUUAUGCCACCGUGUUUAAGGGAAAAAGCAAGCUGACAGAAAACCUGGUGGCGUUAAAGGAAAUCCGACUGGAGCACGAAGAGGGAGCACCAUGCACUGCAAUUCGUGAAGUUUCCCUGCUGAAGAAUCUGAAGCAUGCAAACAUUGUCACCCUGCAUGACAUCAUCCACACGGAACGCUCCCUCACCCUGGUGUUUGAGUACUUGGACAGCGACCUAAAGCAGUAUAUGGACAACUGUGGGAACAUCAUGAGCAUGUACAAUGUCAAGAUAUUUAUGUUCCAAUUGCUGAGAGGAUUAUCCUACUGCCACAAGCGGAAGGUUCUACAUCGAGACCUGAAGCCACAGAACCUGCUCAUCAAUGAACGAGGAGAGUUAAAAUUAGCUGAUUUUGGUCUGGCAAGGGCAAAAUCUGUCCCUACCAAAACCUACUCAAAUGAAGUAGUGACCUUGUGGUAUCGACCCCCAGAUGUCCUGAUGGGUUCAACAGAAUAUUCCACCCAGAUCGACGUAUGGGGAGUUGGCUGCAUUCUAUAUGAAAUGGCUGCUGGAAGGCCAUUGUUCCCUGGUUCCACCGUGAAGGAAGAAUUACACUUAAUUUUCAGGCUUUUAGGAACUCCCACAGAAGAUGCAUGGCCAGGAAUAACAUCAAAUGAAGAAUUCAAAGCUUAUAGCUUUCCUCAUUACCGACCUCAACCAAUGAUACAUCACGUUCCCAGGCUGGAUACUGAAGGAUUAGAUCUUCUUUCCAAUCUUUUAUUGUAUGAAGCUAAGAAGAGGAUUUCGGCCGAGGAUGCCCUCCUGCACGUUUAUUUCAAGAGCUUAGGAGAGAGGGUGCAUCUUGUCCCGGAUAAUAUCAGUAUUUUUACUUUGAAAGAAAUCCAAUUGCAAAAGGACCCAGGUUACCGAGGGUCUUCAUAUCCCCAGUCUGACAGGGGGAAGAAUCGAAGACAGAGUGUACUAUUCUAGAUGUGCCAACCGUCACGUUAUGAAGGAACAACAGCUCUUCAUGGAUCAAGGUGAGGCCACAGUCAAACAAGACAAUGGCUUCGUGAGAUCAACAUCAGUAAAAUGUGAUGAAAUGGCAUUAGGAAAUGUCAUCAGCAAGAGGAGGAGCCCAUUCAUCACAUCAUGUUCAUGCUGCCGUUGGUCACUGGUCCAUGCAUAUCAUGCUUCCAUCAGGUCACCUCAGUUCCUUAACUCAAUAUCUAGUGAAGCCUGGCCUAAGUGCCACAAACUGUUCCAUUGACUCAAAUUGCCAAAAUGCCAAUCUGAACAUCUCUUGAUUGUGAGGCUUGGAUGCCGUAUCCCAUCAUCUCAGAGCAGCUUUUGUGUUGGAGCUGUCUUCCCAAGACAUCAGGAGAGGUCAGCAUUCAUCAGCCCUCUCUUCUAGGCCCAUGGAAGUCUUUCACCUUCCAUCUUCCACAAUGGUGUUUUCAAAUGGUGUUGUGGAUAGUGUGGAAGGUUGUUGUAGGUAGUUUGUGAUGAGAUACUGACAGAAUGCAGAGCUGGGCUGAGGAAUAGCCAAAAAAUAUGAAGUGAUUCACCUUAGAAGAUCAAACUUGAAGGCAGAGUACAGGGUUAGUGGCAGGAUUCUUAGCAGUGUGGAGAAGCAGAGGAAUCUUGGGGUCUAUAUCUACUGACCCCUCAAAGUUUUCCAUGCAAAAUGAUGGAUGUUAAAGAAGGCAUAUGGUAAGUGGGCUUUCAUUGGUAGGGUGAUUGAGUUCAAGAGCUGAGAUGUAAUGUUGUUUUUCUAAAAAAAAUGUGCGGUAUUGUGUUCAGUUCUGGUCGUUUCAUUGCAGGAAGAAUGGGAAAGCUUUAGAUAUUUAUCAGGAUGCUGCCUGGAUGAGAGAGCUUCUCUUCUGAAGAUAGCUUGAGAGAGCUAGGGCUAAUCUCUUUGGAGAGAAGACAGAUAAGAGGAAGCUUGAUAGAGAUCUAUAAGAUGAUGAGAGCCACACAUUGAGUGGACAGCCAGUGACUUUUCCCAGGGUAGAAUUAGCUAAUAUGGGAGGACAGGAUUUUCAGGAGGAAUGUAAAGGGGGUGUCAGAACUAGAUUUUUUACACAGAGUGGCGGGUGCAUUGAGCGCAUUUUUAGGAUUGGUGGUAGAGGCAGAUACAUUAGGGAUAUUUAAGAGAGUCUUAGGCACAUGUAUGGAAGAAAAAUGCAUGGCUAUGUGGGAAGGAAGAGAUGGAUCUUAACCUGUCACCACAACAUCGUGAGCCGGUUGCACCAUGCUGUACCAUUCUACAUACUAUGCAUGAUUGCAUCUUCUGUCUUUGGGUGUGGGGUGGAAGGGGGAAGACACGAUGACAUGGAUCUCAGUCUGCCUAUAGGCAAAGGCUUAUAAUGAACCCAUGGCCCACAGACACAUGGCAGGCCAAAGGAAACAAGUGCACCUCAAGCUAUGAAGGUCUGUCUAUCGUCGUAGACGUGAAGCAAGUCCGGUGAGCAUGGACUCAUCGUGAGUCAAGGUUUCGUAGGGUUCUAGCUGAACUGGGCUGCAGCACCUGGGAGAAACAAUCUUAUAUUGGACCCAAAUGGACAGGGGCUGAAAGUGUGUCCAAUAGUUGUGGGGCCUUCGCAAUUCUGUGCUCAGGGAACAGAGCUGACUGUGAACACAGGCGAUUCAGGCCAAAAGAAGGCCCAGGGGUUUCGAGUUAACAGUGAGCUUAGGGAUUGUCCAGGCUGGUAGUGGGCUGAAAGGAAAUAGUUGUUUGCUAGAAAUGUUAUUUGACUCUUUUUUUUUUCAAAUGGUGCCAAAAAUGUGUAACACUAAAUGGUGGUUGUAAGACAAAAUGGUGUUAAGCUUGAAAUGUAGAAGAGUAGGUAGUAUUGGUGCAUAGCCUUUGGGAGUAGAUAAUGAUGAAAAACAUGCUUAGCUGGGUAAAGGAAAUUGGUGUGCAGGUACUGAUACCGUUUGGCAUCUUGCCAUGGUUAAGUACCAGGGCAUGGGGUUUUAAUAAUAUAAAAGGUAGGUGCUUUCUGUGCAGGGUUACUCCUGUUUUGGACUUAGGGCCAGGUAAUUCUGACCGAUGGUGCGUCCAGGAUCUUCAAGGUUUCCAGGCUUUAUGUAGGCCCGUCAGGUGUAACCAGAUCCUUGGUACUGGGGACAAGCCUGGGAGAGACAGACUCUGACACGCAUUCCAUGUCUUUGCCAAAGGAGUUGGAAAGUUUUGUAGUGAUAUAGUGGUGAUGCCUCUCUGGAGGUUUGUGGAGCCCAUUGUAGAUGAUCAUGCAUGAUCCAAUAUACUGCAUGCAGAGGGGCAGGGAUCACUGCUAUAGCUUAGACUUGGAGGUAUCCAGUCAUAAUCCCCCAGAUGAUGACAACACCUCACUGGGCACUCAGCCGAGCACACACACCAAACAACAUGCCUGCACUUCCUCUCAUACUGAGCAGAGUUACCAUUAGGUCCCAAACAUGCUUGGUGUUUGGAUAUCCUUUGCCUGAGAUGGCUGUAAACUGUGCUGAUGUACUGGAAGUGGUUUUGACUAUUGAAAUCUACUUUCAUUGGGAGGUAGCUCUUGAGAUAUGAAAGGUGAUUUAUACUUGCUAGGGUCUUGCUAUGGAUCUUGAUCAUUGCCAGUUGUUUUGUUAUUGUCACGUGUGCCAAGAUACAGUAUGUCAAUACCAUACUUAAGUACACUGAAUUAGUAAAAAGAAAAACCGAACUCAGUGUAUAGUGUGGUAGCUAUGGAAAACUGCAGUUCAGGUAAAGGAAUAGAGAGCAAGAGCCACUGUAAGGUGGAUUGGAAGAUGAAGAGUUCAUCUUUAACCUAAGAGAGAUUCAGUCAAGAGUCUGUUAACAGCAGCAUAGAAGCUAUGCUUGAGUCCACUGGUACAUGCCUUCGAGUGUUUGUAUCUUCUGCUGAGCGAGAGAGGGGGCAAUGAUCAUUAUGGUUGAGGUCCUUGCUUAUGCCGGCAGGUUCCACGAGACAGCGGGACGUGUAGGCUGAGUCAGUGGAGGAGAGGCUGGUUUGCACAUUGGACUGGGCUCCGCUCAGAACUCUCCGCACUUCCCUUCCGUCUUGGGUAGAGCAGAUGCCGUGAGUGAGGUGUCUGAGGGGAGGGCUGUGCAGCUGCACAACGACUUCGUUGUGAAUGUGGCUGACUCUGAGCUGCCUCAGAGAGAGGGACAAUAACUGUUGGCCCAGCCUGUCCAUUCGCAUCCUGAGAAUGUAUUUUAAAAAAAGAAACUUAAAGACCAUUGACAAAAUUUGAAAAUGCACUUCGCAUUUCUUCCCCAGUCUCCAUCAUUAUAUUAUAAGCUAUGGAGUUCCUAGCGCUGACUCCUCUGUCAUAUGCCACCCUCGAGUCUAAGAAACUGCCUUGUUCCACAGCUCUUUGUUCAGUAUACUUUAGUCAAUUUUGCACCAAUGCUGAUUCUGUUCCUUUAUCUGAUGGACUUCAAUUUUGCCAACAUGUCUAAUACUUAGUAUUUUGAAGUUAAUCUGCCCCGUAAUUUUCCAUGUUCUGACAUUAUUGUUGGAUAAAACUCGGGAGACAAUAAGUAUUUCAAAGCGCAGUCAUUAAUGCAAUGUUACAUAGAUACCUUUGUUUCAAUAGCCAUUACAAUGUUUUGUGGCUUUGCAAAAUCUGACAAUUUACCAUUGACAGUAGAGCAAUCCAGACAUCAUUAUUGUACUUGUGAAUAAGUCUGGUCAUUCAUCUUCCUUGAGACAGCCCAGACUUCUUUGGCUCUUCCUUUCUGUGGGAGAUUCCACCACUUUGAAGAGGGACAGGGCAGUUUUCUGCAAACCAAGACUAAUUACUCAACCAACAUGACUAAACUUAGUUUAAUUAAAAUCCUCUUCAAAUUAUAAUUUAAAUCAUGAUUACUUUGCUGCUAUUAGGAUCUUGCUAAGCAUAAAAUUAAAUUCUGUGUUUCCAACAUGAUUCCAUUAUAUACAGAGGACCCUGGGACAUACAGAGGUCACAAAAUCAUACCAACUUGAAAUUCUCCUGGUGUCAAACAGGUAUUGUGAAGUUAAUAUAAUAAAUAUGUUAUUUUUAGCUAAUGUGAUACAAGUAACACAUAGAAACUCUGAGCUUCGACUGAUUUCUGUCUAAUAGAAAAAAACAUUCUUCCAAAAACUAGUCCUUGCCAAUAAUUCUUUCUGAUAUUAUUUUCCAUGAAUGGGUAAUUGUCAUUACCCAAGUACUGGGAAUUUCACCAUCGGUUAUUAUUUUCAUUAUCUACGCGCUUCAACAGCAGCAUCUGUGGGGUGACGUGGUAGUAUAGAGAUUAGAGUGAUGCUAUUACUGCUUGCUGGGUUAGAGGUCAGAGUUCAUUUCCAAAGCCACCUGUUAGGAGUGUGUGCGCUGUCCCGUGACCUCAUGGGUUUCCUCUGGGGGCUCCAGUUUCCUCCCACAGUCCAAAGAUGUACUUGUUAGGUUUUUGGUUACUAUAAAUUGUCCUUUGAUUGGCUUAGUGUUAAAUCAGUGAGUUGCCGGGUGGCACAGCUCAUUGGGCAUGAAGAUCCUGCUCUGCACUGUAUCUCUAAAUAAAAACAACAUUCCAGCUUCUUCUACAGAGAGCCACGCAGUUGAGGAGUGUCACCACAGUACAACAUCUGUAGCACAUGCAAGAUGAUGGAGGAACUCAGCAGGUCAGUCAGCAUCUAUGGAAAAGAGAAAAGAUUUGGUGUUUUGGGCCAGGACCCUUCAUCUGGUAUUUAUCAUAAUGUGUACUUUUUAUUGUCCUCUCCUAUCCACAGGAAAAAAUGCUUCUGUUACUUGAUGUUCACCCAAAAUUAAUCUGCAUUGUAAUGAUUUAGGAAGCAAAAAUAGAUGGCUAAGCCCCUACUCAGAUUUUCCAUAUUGCUGGUGUCCUUGUGUUAAAAGUGUGAUCUUAAAAACUGUUAAAGAAUGAUAGGCCAUUUGUUUGUCAUUAUAAGUACAGAAAGAUGGUGAAAGCACAGGACCCAGACUAUGUAUGUGAUGAGCUCAAGAAGGUCUUGACGCAAAGCCUUUGGUACUAAUUACUUCAUGUUCACAAGGCUGUUAGUGAUAUGUUAAUGAAAAUAAGGCUGGAACAACCCAAAGGUUGAGGCAUUGCAGAAAGUUACUGUGCAGGUUCAAUAAAUAAUUUUAAAAAAGCAUUUGAAUGUUGACUUUGGUUACAAGUGAAUUUGGGUAACUGGGACUGGAAUUUCUACAUUGUUUGGAAGGAACAUUAAGAUGGUGCGGUGGGAGGCCUCUCUUCCUGACACAGGUAGGUGAGAUUGGCUUUGAGGCUAAUUAGCUUGGGUUGGUCUGGAGAUUGGGCAGGUGAGAUUGGUCCAGAGAUUAGGCAGGUGAGAUUGGUCCAAAGACUGGGCAGGUGAGAUUUGUCCAAAGUCUGAGUAGUUGUGUUGCUUUCUAAAUUGUUAAAUGUAGCUAGUCCAGAGUUUAGGUACAUUCCGUUGGUUUUUGUGACAGAAGGAAAUGAUGAUCCCAGUGGCUAAAAUGCUGAAGGAAUUUAGCAGGUCCAGUAUUGUCUAUGGAAAGCAAUAAUCAGUCCUGAUGAAUAGUCUGGACCCAAAAUGUCAAUUGUUUAUUCCUGUCCAUAGAUGCUGCCUAACCUGUUGAGUUCCUUCAUCAUUAUAUGUGUGUUACUGUGGAUUUUCGGUGUCUGCAGAAUGUUCCAUUGGCUAAUAUCUUUCACUCUGAUAGGUCCACACUCACUUAUGCACAAUGAAACCUCAAGCAUCCAUUGUUAACACUUGAACACCAAUAGAGAAAUCCAAGACAUUCUAAUCAAAAUAAGGAAUUAUUGGUCUUAGUAUAUGUACAAUAACAAUUUGAAAACUUCUAUGGCUCACAAAAUUAGCAAUGGGGAGUGGUAUGUGUAUUUAACAGAGGUUCGUCUGAAGCUCAGGGUUUCUUUGACUUCUGUUUUGUGAAUUCUAUGUGAAUGUUGAAUAGUACAGCCUGUACCAUCACUCCACCAUACAUUAUAGAGAAAGGAAAAAAAGUAAUAUUGUCUCACUCCUGGAAUUUAUUCAAUGUUUAUUAAAAUACGCUUUGAAAAAAAUUCUUGAUU